This is a messenger RNA of Jatropha curcas, 3623 nucleotides long. Its product is annotated as Leucine-rich repeat protein kinase family protein. Gene Ontology annotation, biological process: protein phosphorylation. Lineage: Eukaryota; Viridiplantae; Streptophyta; Magnoliopsida; Malpighiales; Euphorbiaceae. The record is from RefSeq and is a predicted model, not a curated record. Gene Ontology annotation, molecular function: protein kinase activity; protein binding; ATP binding.
AUAAAGGCUUCUCUUCUGCAACAAGAAUCUUUUUCUUUUUCUUUUCCAUGGCUUUCUCUUCUUUAGACCUCUAAAAGAAGAAGCCUAUGAAAUUAACAGACAUAAUUAUAUAUACAAUUAUUUAACUAUUAAGUGUUUGCUUUUGUUCUUGAGAGAAAAAGAUAAAAGGAGUGAGUGGUCCAUUUGUUUUUAUUUCCAGGUCAAUUAUUUGUGAUUUAUUGACUAUAACAAGUUUCUUUGAACCCGUGUCUCUAAAUUGUCUUUGCCUAUACAAGGAAACUGUUAUGUGUCAGUAGUGCCUGGAUGCUACUAGUUGAUAUGUUUCUUAAUGUACGGUUGUCGAGGUUUCUUUGUUUUGCUGAAGCAGAUGGAGGUAAUGUGAUGUAACAUUUGGGGUUCUCUCUUCUUCUGCUUUUCUUUGUGGAGUUGAAAUUAGUUCCUUUAUUGCGUUUUGACUAUAGUAAAAGUGUAAAAUGCAAGUAAACAUGCAAAAUCUGAAGUGGGUUUUGAAGCAUUUUUGAAGAUUUUGUCUUCUUUUGCGGAGGGUUGCUUUGUGGCUGGAGAAGAAGCAUCGGUGGGUAUAUCUUUAUUUGGAAGUCAUAAUCAUCCAUUAGGAAGUUCUGAUUGAAUUUUGUUACAAGACUAGAACAAAAACUUGUGGGUUUGGAUUUUCUGUCUUAUAUUCUUGUUGAUUUUGAGAGGAAAAGAAUAAGCAGUCUUUCAAGACCACUUGCCGGUUUCAUUCGAUUAUGAGCUCAAAAGUGAAGCUGACUUUCCUACCCACUCGAUAGAGUCCUAUGCUUUGCAGUUGUACUGGUUCUGCUACUUAUGUACAUAAAAUCAAUGGCGAAGGCGUUCCAGUAUCCUUCAGUCCUAGUUUUCAUCAUCUUCUUCUUCUUAAUCAGUUGUUCGGAGCAACUACAAACCUCUCAGGGUGGGACCCUUCUAAGAAUUCAGCGGCUUUUAUACUACCCACAUAUUCUAAAUGGUUGGAAUAGCACCACUGAUUUCUGCAAUACAGAUCCAAAUUUAUCUGUAACUGUGGUUUGCUAUGAGGAAAGCAUAACACAGCUGCACAUCAUUGGCAACAGAGGAACUCCUAUGUUGCCUAGGAACUUUUCAAUUGAUUCAUUUGUGACAACACUUGUCGGUCUUCCAGACUUGAAAGUCCUAACGUUGGCUUCUCUAGGUUUAUGGGGUCCAUUUCCUGGUAAAAUUGCCCGUUUGUCAUCACUAGAGAUAAUGAAUGUGAGUUCAAAUUUCUUCUAUGAUUCCAUCCCUGAAGAUCUUUCAUCACUAUCUAACCUCCAAACGCUCAUACUUGAUGACAAUAUGUUUUCUGGUGAGUUGCCACAUUGGCUGGGUUCAUUUCCAGUUCUGGCUGUUUUGAGUUUGAGGAAAAAUAUGUUCAAUGGAUCCUUGCCAAAUUCAUUUAGUAAUUUGGAGAAUCUUAGAGUUCUUGCACUCUCACAAAACUACUUGUAUGGAGAAGUGCCUGAUCUUAGCAGUUUGACAAACCUUCAGGUGCUUGACUUGGAUGAUAAUGCUUUUGGACCACAGUUUCCUCAGCUUGGAAACAAGUUGGUUACUCUUGUACUGAGCAGGAACAAGUUCAGAGAUGGUCUUCCGGCUGAGAUAAGCUCUUAUUAUCAACUUCAACAGCUAGAUCUUUCAAAAAAUAAAUUUGUAGGGCCAUUUCCAUCAUCCUUGCUAUCAUUGCCUUCCAUAACUUAUUUGAACAUUGCAGACAAUAAGUUCACCGGAAUGCUUUUUGAAAAUCAAUCUUGUAAUUCUAACCUUGAAUUUGUGGAUUUGUCCUCAAAUCUUAUAACUGGAAACUUGCCCAACUGCCUUCAUUCAGUUUCUAAGGAAAAGGUCUUCUAUUCUGGGAACUGUCUAGCAACUAGGGAUCAAAAUCAACAUCCACUUUCUUUUUGUCGCAAUGAAGCAUUAGCAGUAGGAAUUUUGCCUCAGAGGAAGAAAAGGACACAAGGUUCUAAAAUUAUUGCAUUGAGUGUGAUUGGGGGAGUUAUUGGAGGGAUUGCUCUUGUUGGCUUGAUUUUCUUGGUUGUUAGAAAGCUAAAUGCCAGAAAGACAAUCAAGAGACCUUCAACAAGACUAAUUUCAGAGAAUGCAUCAGCUGGAUACCCCUCAAAAAUGCUCUCAGAUGCAAGGUAUAUAUCUCAAACAAUGAAGCUGGGUACACUUGGCAUUCCAGCUUACCGUACCUUUUCAUUGGAGGAGCUUGAGGAAGCUACAAACAACUUUGACACAUCUGCUUUCAUGGGCGAAGGUUCUCAAGGCCAGAUGUAUAGGGGUCGACUUAAGAAUGGUUGCUCUGUUGCUAUUAGAUGCAUAAAAAUGAAAAGAAGCUACAGCACCCAAAACUUUAUGCACAACAUAGAGCUGAUUUCAAAACUUAGACAUCGACAUUUGGUCAGCGCUCUAGGACACUGCUUUGAAUGCUACUUGGAUGAUUCAAGUGUCAGCAGAAUAUUUCUUGUGUUUGAAUAUGUACCAAAUGGCACACUAAGGGGCUGGAUCUCAAAGGGACGAGCCAGACAAAAACUUAAUUGGGCUCAACGAAUAGCUGCUGCAAUAGGAGUAGCAAAGGGAAUCCAAUUUUUGCAUACAGGGAUAGUCCCGGGCGUAUAUUGUAAUAAUCUGAAGAUAACUGAUGUUUUGCUGGAUCAGAACCUUGUUGCAAAAAUUAGUAGCUAUAAUCUGCCCUUGUUAGCAGAAAACACAGGAAAGGUUGUCCAUGGAGUUUCUUCUAGUGUAUCCAAAGAUCGUAGUGCUGGUGCAAGGACAAAUCAAGAAGAGAAGAUGGAUGUAUAUGAUUUUGGAGUAAUAUUACUUGAAAGCAUCGUGGGGAGGCCACUGAACUCAGGGAAUGAAGUGGAUAUUCUAAAAGAACAGUUACAAGUGAGCAUCACUAGUGAUGAUGUUGCUCGAAGGAGCAUGGUUGAUCCAGAUAUUGGCAAGGGCUGUUCGGAUCAAUCAUUGAAGACGAUGGUAGAGGUUUGUAUAAGGUGCCUACUUAAGAACCCAGAAGAUAGACCCUCAAUCGAGGAUGUGCUGUGGAACUUGCAGUUUGCUGCACAAGUUCAGGACGGAUGGCGGGGAGACUCCAGCGAAGGAUCUCCAAUCUCACCUUCGCAUCCUGCAGGGCUACAGCUCACCCUUCAGUCGCAGUAAUAUGGAGGGAAAUGAUAAUAAAGGGGAAGAGGAAGCAAGACUAGUGAAAAUGACAACUUUUAUACAGCUUUUCGACUAGGCAGCCUAUACAUUCUUCUUAGAUUGGGCAGAGGGAAGCAUCAAUAAAACGGUUUCCCUGCCCUCUUCUUCUCUCUUUACCUUAGUGACAACCAAGGUAGUAAUUAUCUUGACAGGCAAAUCUUUUAUGUAUACCAAUUUUCCAAGGAAAGAAAAUGGCAAGUUGUCCUCCAAAUACCUAUGAUAAUUAGGUUGCACGUCAUGUAUCUGAAAGUUGUUUAUAUUUAAGCCAAAGUGUUCCAAUAGCUCUCAUAACUCAAAUUAGCGCUACAAGGAAUCCGAUGGUGCUUUCUAUUUUAUUUUAUCUUCAGUAGAGAAUGAGAAAGAGAAUCUUGUUAUCACUGUAA